AUGAUCCGAUCAUACGCCGUCGCGAUCGCGUCGCUGCUCGCCGGAGCAUCUGUCGUCCACAACAUCUACAAGCCAGACCUGACUAUACCUGGCGCUGUCAGCGGCGGGGAAAAAGCGGAGAACGCGGAGAUUCAGAAGGCAAGGGGAGGAGAGGAGAGAGCUCCAGGUAUUACCGAGGUCAACGCGAAUUCAGCCCCAAAAGCUCCUGAGGAAAAACAAUAG
Closterium sp. Naga37s-1 is the source of this 222-nucleotide messenger RNA. The record is from the annotation of a GenBank genome assembly. Lineage: Eukaryota; Viridiplantae; Streptophyta; Zygnematophyceae; Desmidiales; Closteriaceae.